Spizellomyces punctatus DAOM BR117 is the source of this 873-nucleotide messenger RNA. RefSeq lists its product as uncharacterized. Bases 201 to 707 code for a protein of 168 amino acids. The record is from RefSeq and is a predicted model, not a curated record. NCBI's taxonomy places the organism in Eukaryota, Fungi, Chytridiomycota, Chytridiomycetes, Spizellomycetales, Spizellomycetaceae. The transcript is spliced from 5 exons.
AUGAAGUUCGCCUGGUGGACCUUUUUUCUCCUUUCUGCCAGAAACCUUUUUCCCCAGAUCCUGCGCGUUCUCACACCUGCGCAGUCCCGCUCCUCGUCGCCAUCCAUUCACACACUCGUUCUCCACUCCUGCGGCCCUCGGUGCAAAUCCCCUCUCAAACCUCGGUUGAUUCCCGACAAUUCUUUGUUAAAGCCAAAGCCAUGACCACUGUUUCCAGUCCACGCAAACCCUCCCACGCCGGUGUGAAGAUGACGUCGGAUGGCGCCUCCGUUGCCAAAAGGCUGCAGAAUGAGCUCAUGUCUCUAAUGAUGGCAGGUAUACCAGGGAUUUCAGCCUUCCCAGAUGCUGAUGACCUGACGUGCUGGACAGCCACGAUUCACGGAGCACCAGGAACGGUGUACGAAGGCCUUAAAUACAAGCUGUCCAUGAAAUUUCCUGCAACAUAUCCUUACAAUGCACCGACCGUCACCUUUAAAACACCAUGCUUCCAUCCAAACGUGGACAUGAAUGGUGGAAUAUGUCUGGACAUUCUUAAAGACAAGUGGUCAGCCGUUUACACAGUACAAACGAUUUUGGUGUCUUUGCAGAGUUUGCUUGGAGAGCCGAAUAACGAUAGCCCGCUCAACAAUGAAGCUGCGGAGCUCUGGGAUCAGCCCGACCUGUUUCGAAAACAGGUGCUUUCGGUACAUCCUGGUAAUGACGAAUAGAUAAUUUUUUGGUUUUGUUUAUGAUUGUGGUUGUUGGGUGUACAAAAGUGAUUUCUUGGGUUUGCAUAUAUAGAACUAGACCAAAGUAUCUAGUAGGCGUACGAGUUGUUUUCAAUUGUACAAAAGUCGAAACUGAGGAGGAAUAGAACGCUGUGUGGUGGCAAGA